CAACCUUAAAUUUGACCUUUGUAACUUGCUCUCCUCACGUUUACACCAUGGGAAGGCCAUCCUCUACGGUCGAAAUCCCUUACCAACGCCAUCGACACAACGAUGGCCGCACACCUGACUCCGAUGUCUCCGACUAUCGCCGACGCCGUAGCCCUAGCUACGACUCAUACGAUCGUCACAGAGACCAUCGCCGCCGCCGAAGAUCCAAAUCGCCUGAAAACAGAAGCCCUAGACACGACAAUGGAGCUCCAAACGGCAACACUCUUCCAAAGAAAUUCGGCCGCCGAAAUGGUUCAUAUCUUGAUCGAGACCGUGGAGAUUGGCGUCGUUCCGAGUCUGAUUCUGAUGAGGAGUUGAAGGGUUUGAGUUUCGAGGAAUACAGAAGGCUGAAGAGGCAAAAGAUGAGGAAGUCGCUUAAGCACUGUAUCUGGAACGUUACACCGAGUCCUCCGAGACGCGAGAACGAAGAUCUCGAAGAUUAUAACAAAGCUGAAGAAAUUUCCGUGAAAUUAGAAAAGGAGGUCAAACUGAAAGCAAAAUCUGAAUCCGCAUCUGAAGAAUCUGAGGAUAGUGAAUUGGACGAUGCACGUUUGAGGAAGAAGAGAAGAAAAAGUUCCGCUAGUUCUUCUAAGAAAUCGCUUAGCGACAGUGAUUCGGAAGAAAAAGAGGAUCGUAAGCGGAUAAAGAGUAGGAGGCAUAGCGAUAGCGAUAGCGAAUCGGAAGAAGAGGAAGAUCGGAAACGGAGAAAGAAUAAGAAGUACAGCGACAGCGAAUCCGAUGAAGAAGAAGAUAGGAAGAGGAGAAGGAGAAGGAGAAGGAAGAGUAGUAGAAGGAAAAGGAACAGGGGCAGGAAGAAAAGAAGGUAUAGUGAUUCAGAAGAGAGUGAAGAAAGUGAAAGUGAUGAAUCUGAUGAUAGUGCAAAAAAGAAGAAGCGUUCUUCUUCUUCUAGGUCUCGAUCGACACGGAGCAGAAAAAGAACAAAGAAAAGUUCUGAAGCGGAAAGUGAGAGUUCGGAAGAGAAUGAGUCAGGUUCUGAUUCUGAUGGUACUAAGAAUAAAGCUGCAAUUGUUGAUGAAGUGAAGAUGGCUGAGAUUAAUGCUGAGGCUCUAAAGUUAAAGGAAUUGUUUGAAUCACAGAAGAAACCUGCUUUGGAUGACGAACCACAGGUUGGGCCAAUGCCUCUGCCCAAAGCAGAAGGGCAUAUCAGCUAUGGUGGUGCCCUUAGGCCUGGUGAAGGAGAUGCUAUUGCGCAAUACGUUCAACAAGGGAAACGUAUUCCUCGUAGAGGAGAAGUGGGUCUUUCUGCAGAAGAGAUUUCAAAGUUUGAGGAGCUUGGUUAUGUGAUGAGUGGUAGCAGGCAUCAGAGGAUGAAUGCAAUUCGUAUAAGGAAAGAAAACCAGGUUUAUAGUGCCGAAGACAAGCGUGCUUUGGCUAUGUUUAACUAUGAAGAGAAGGCCAAAAGGGAGCAUAAGGUUAUGGCUGAUCUGCAGCGGCUGGUGCAGCGCCACAUUGGACAGGAUGUUGGGCCAACUCAUGAUCCUUUUGGUGCAAAAGAUGGUGCCGAUGACUGAUAUUCAUGUAUGUCAGCUUGUGUACUGUCCCUUUUUUGUAGUUGAUUUUGUUCUGCUGGCUAUGUUAUGUAGACAACAUGUUAAGACUGAGAAAAUAGAGAUAAAUGAAGUUAUUGUCUUCAUUAACUUAGCAUUUGGAUAUUCAGACAGUUUACGAUUUUCAAAGUGAACUAAUAGUAGCCAACUAUAGCUUUGCUUAACCCCUAGUAAUAGUGUAUAAACAGCUCGGUUAAUAUGGUUUGUAUCUUUUUAUGUGAAAUUGCUAUGGUAGAUUUAUCAUUGAUUGCAACUUG
Messenger RNA from Cicer arietinum (chickpea), 1864 nucleotides. RefSeq lists its product as uncharacterized. NCBI's taxonomy places the organism in Eukaryota, Viridiplantae, Streptophyta, Magnoliopsida, Fabales, Fabaceae. Gene Ontology annotation, cellular component: nucleus. The record is from RefSeq and is a predicted model, not a curated record. Gene Ontology annotation, molecular function: chromatin binding. Gene Ontology annotation, biological process: regulation of gene expression.